AUGGGAAAUGAUAUGAAGGCACACAUACUAGAGGCCGCUCAAAUGCUGGAUGCUGAUAGCAACGAUCGUGUAAAUACGACUACCACCUCUACAUAUCGUACGAAUAACACAAAUGUUUUACCGAUAGGUUCGGGAAGUCAUGAGAGGCUCUCUGACCAGAGUAUGGAGAAGGACCAAUUUAGCAACGAAAUUCAUCCUACAAGAUAUAACCAAUCGACUCCUAAACAUGAACAAAAUAGUAAUCCGAAUGUCCAAGGGUUAGAUGGGAAUACGGUAAGGGGCACGGGAGUAGAUAAACCAGUAUCUAAUAUGGAGACAAUUAAGAAUAAAAUUAAUAAUUUACAGAAAGAAUUGAACGCAAGAGAUGACAUAAUUAGAAAGAUUAAUGAUGAAAAUUCGAAACUAACAGAAUCAUUUGAUCAGUUGCAAAAUACCCUGGAGUCAAAAGAAGACGAAAUUGUAGAACUGAGACGAAAAUUAAUGAAUAAGGAGAAAGAGUCACAGGAGUCUAUUCAAAAUAAUUUGAUUUUCCAAGAUAACAUGAACAAAUUAGAGCAAGAUAAAAUUAGUUUUAGUAAAUAUAUUGAUCAACUUAAAUUUUCAGAUAUUUCAAUUGGGUCUAUAAUAAUCGAUAAUUAUAAAUCGUUUGAACAAGGUGAAAGAGCACGCAUCAUACAAUUAACCCAGAUGUUAUCAAAUGAAGGAAUCGAUAUUGAAGAACAUAUAUUCAAAGAUAGGAAGACUAUUUCAUCAAUUCUAGACAAUAGUUUCGAUCGAAUUGCAGAAACUUUAAAGGAAUUCAAAUUAGAUGAUUCGACUGGGAUUAAACAAACUCUUACGGAUAUCAAAAGUAUUGAAGAAAAUAUUAAAUCCUCAAAUAUUACAACUCAAAAAAUUCUAGAAAACAUAAAAUUGGAAUUCUCAAGAGAAGGAGAAAAAUUUGAAAAUCUACUGAAACAAAAGGAUAGUAAAAUAGAAGAACUUUUGUCGUCAAACAAAGAUAAGGAUCUUCGUAACGAAAUUUUGGAAAAAGAGUACCAGACAACAAGAGGUAAUUCGAAAGACUCUUUAACUUAUGAUGAUGUGAAGAGUGCAGAUGUUACUAGGGUUGUAUUUGAUUCUCUGGAAUUGGAGCAGAUUGAUAAACUAGAUAUGGUAACGUUACAGAAUGAAUUGAAAAAAAUAUGUGUCGGAAUACAAACGCCGUUUAAUAAGAUACAGAGGAAAGUUAUUCUGGCAAAUGUACUAAUAAAAAAUGAGCUUGUUCAUGCGUUAAACUUCAUUAAUUUACUAUAUUUUCAAUUGCAUGGUGAUAACUUACACUUCCGUGAACUUGAAAAUACCGCAUACAGGCAGUAUUUAAAGAUUCGUGAUGUUGAUAAUGUGCAACAUCCAUUAAAGCAUAUUUUGGAUGAAAUGUACCAGCAUAUAUUGCUUGAAAUGACAUCCGAUGUUUAG
This is a messenger RNA of Maudiozyma saulgeensis, 1458 nucleotides long. The record is from the annotation of a GenBank genome assembly. Lineage: Eukaryota; Fungi; Ascomycota; Saccharomycetes; Saccharomycetales; Saccharomycetaceae.